Molecule: messenger RNA, 4533 nt
Organism: Dermacentor albipictus
Lineage: Eukaryota; Metazoa; Arthropoda; Arachnida; Ixodida; Ixodidae
Molecular function (GO): protein binding
Source: RefSeq, a predicted model, not a curated record
AUCAGUUAGAAGGCAAGUUUUGAUUUGUUUUUCUGCCUUGUUAUGUAGUGCGGCAAGUAUGUUUGUAGUGCAAGUAUGGUGCACGUUUGAAAUUGAGCGCUGAACUCCUUUGCUUGUGCACGUGUCACGCAAGUUAGCCAGCAGGAUGGGGGAACAUAAAGCAUCAGUGCACAAAGUGGAGCACAAGUGCUUUGCUGACACCGGGCAAUCGAUGCUGGACCUGCCAGACAUCGUGUUGUUCAAGAUCUGCCAGCAGCUGUCGGACCCGUUUGACCUGAUGAGCCUUGGAAGCACCUGCCGCUACCUGCAAGAGUUCACUUCAAGCAAGUCCCUGUGGACGCAGACGGCUCUGUCGUGGUGCCGCGGUAUGUGGCACUGCCUUCCCAACAAAGCUUAUUCUGGGCCGGAGGAUCCCAAGCAGUGGAUGUUCCAUCUGCUGCGGCUGUGUAUGAAAGAGCGAUCAUCGAGCAGGGAGAUCCUACUGUUUGAAGAUCAGGAGACAUGGGACAGGAUACGGGAUGAUCACUUUGCCUGCAAGGUUAGCAUGCUGGGCUGGACGUACAAGGCCAUCAACGAGAAGGUAUCCCCAUUUGUUCUGCGGCGUCUUUGGCUCUAUGACAUGGCCCUGUACAGGCGGCGAUGCCCCAAAAUGGACUUCAGCGAUCCAGGACAUAAGCUCAGCACAGUGUGCGUCUGCCAGCUAGCCAGCUUGGGCAGGGCCCAGGAGUACGACCUGCGGGGUCGAAAGCAGCCUUACGUUUGCGCCUUUAACUACGUCUCAUUAUGCUCGUCAAGUGCAAGUUGGAGGGACGAGCUGUUUCCCUGCGGCCCAGCAGGCAGCAUUUGCCCAAUGUUGGUGUGCCCCUCCAUGGAUGGCUAUGCUUCGGAGUCCUCUGGUACUGAUGGGCUCGUGACCUGUGUGUCGUACGUGCUCGAGCAGCAUCUUGCUCGUGCCUGCCUUAGGGGACGAGAGACGGUUGUACAAAUGGCCGGCAAGAUCAAGCAGGCAUGCAGUGCCUUGCGAUACGCCUAUGGUAACCACGCACUGGCGGCGCGUGCGAGGUGGCCAAACUGUACAGUGACCAACGCCAUUAUCAACAUGGAUGAACAGGGCUGGCCUGAUUUGGCUUCCUGGCAGGCUGACCUUGACCCAAUAGGCCUGCACUGGAGAGAGGUGAUAUCCAAGUGUGCUGCAUUGCUGAAAAAGUAUGGAACACUGGAUGCUAUUGUUGACGAGGCGAGGAUUCGGUGGAGGUGUUCCCUGCUGUCCAACAUCGAAGCUGUGCUUGGACGCAAUGGCACGACGACUGUUACGAGGCUCAACCUUACAGACUGCGAUGUAAUUGGCUGCGAUAAUACACGCCAGGACAUGGCUGCGGCUGCAUUUGUGUCGCCUUCCGGUGUCCUAGUGACAUGGCAACUUCUUGGCAAGGGUUCCUACUGAGCAUGCAUGAGGGCAACAUGCGCACAUGAGCAUCUCAACAAAGAAGUAGAUAACGUUAAGAAAAGCUUUAGCUCAAGGCCAACUCAAGUUUCGCUAUUCACACUCAUGUAAAACGGAGAAAUGCUCCCAUUGGACAGCCUAUAAGAUAGAUUUGAAUGAAAUUUGUUGCAUUUGAGAAACGGCGUUAAAUUCUAGAAACUGUAGAAAAACUCGGAUUUUUUGCAAAAAUUGCCAAAAAUCGGUAGGUUUCAAAACAAAGGAAGCAUGAAGUUUGCAAAUUUGUAACUCUGCACCAAAGACAGACAGCUCAGUUCUGUAAUCUGCAUCUCCUAAAACAUGUAAAGUGGACAAAUGUUAAAUAUAUUUAUACGUUUACAGGUAAUCUGAAAUUAAUAAAAUGCUUACGAGGAUGUUGCAUCAGUCCUAGUCACAAAUUCUUAGUAUGAAUGUUACACAGUGGUGUACAGUAUAAUAAUUCUGUCCUCUGUAGAUAUCUCUGUAGGUGCACUUUACAGAAUUGUGAAGUAAUUUAUUAUUCCUGAGUUAGGGUUGCUAAGUUAAUUUGUUUUUUAAAAUGAGCAAUAUUCAUUAAGCUUUGUAAAAAAGUGAUGGCCUACAUAAAGAUCUACUCGCUACAGCAGCUGAAUUAUUACUUUAAAUGCAACUAACUUAAUAAAAAUCGGUGCAGUGGUUGUCGGAAAAAAUGAUUUCUUCAUUCCCGUGUAUUGAGAUAGGAACCUCUGAGCUGAAGCGUCCGCUUAUAAGAAGUCGAGCAAACUUUGAUUUACCUAUAUUCAAGUGCAUGUAAAACUGAGAAAAAGUCUUAUUAAGCUGGCAUGAAAGUAAUUUGAAUUAUAAUUGCUGUGUUUAGUAGAAAUGUAAUUACAUCAAACAGAAUCUUCAUUUAGACCUUCAAUAUUUUUAAAAAUUGCAAAAAAUUGGUAAUAUAAAAAAUUUACAGCCCCGGUAAUUCAGCUACAAAAACAGUUUCAUCACAGUUCUAUAAACUGUAUCAAUUACACUGUCUAAAGCAUACAGAUAUGACAUAGUAUACAGUUUAAUAGCUUCCACAAAACUGUUACAUUGUUUACGCUGGUUUUGUCUUGGUAAUUUAAUAGUUGCUGGUAAUAUUUCAAUGCGAUACAUACUACAAAAUUUGUGCGUUUCGGAAUUCAUAAUCGGCACAAUUUUCAGUUUUGUGAAAUUUGUUUUUGCUGCAGAGUUGCAGAGCUGCAAGCUUUGAUGCUCCAUACUUUCUGACAUAUUCUGACAUUUGGCAAUUUUUAUGGAAACAUUGAAGGCCUAUGAAAAGCUUGCUCCCAACAGUCAGUAUAUUCUAACUUCCACUUAUAAAUGUAGGGAACCCCACCAAAAUUUGUUCAUUGCGUACCGAGCUAAAUGCAUUUACUGUUCUUGCACAUUUAGAUAGAAGCUUUAACUGAAGCUUCCACUUAAGAGCAAGCUUUACCUCAGGAGCUUAUACUAAAUACAUGGGAAUGGAACAAUCUUUGCUUGCCAUUCACUGCACCAAUCUUGAUGAGGUUUGUUGCAAUUAAAAAGAGCGAAAAUCUAGCAACUGUGGGAAGCAGAUUUUCCUAUUUAGGCCUUCAAUUUUGAAGAAAAAUUGUUGAAAAUUGCAAGAUCUCAAGAAAUUCAAAGUACCAAGUUUUCAGCUCUGCAAUUGGGUAAUAAAAAGCAGUAAAUUCGGCAAACUGCGCUUAAAGGAACCCUGAAAUACUUUUUGAACAUAGUAAGAAAAUAUUGCCAAUCUGUUCACAAGGCUCCUCUGAACAUGCCAGUCAAAUAUUAUUGCACUGCGUGCCGCAGGAAACACUUUAUGUUGUGUCAAAAGCAGUCUAAAAACGCCUGCUCUCGCUUCUGCAAUGUCAUCAUACAGCACCAUCACAAGCAGCUCGACCUACAACAGCUAUUGACUGAUUUCGCGAUUGCGAGAACAUUCUCAGUGACACAGUUAUUGCUCCUUCGAGUUACAUAAUUGAAAAAUAUGUAGGUCUGCAAUCUCAAAAAGACUGUAAAAGGAUUUCAUUUUUGCACUGCUGGUCUAAGUACGACAGUUGUGCUUUGCUACGUGUGGCCACCGAGAAGAAAAGUAUAGUGCAGUCGAACAUUCUGUCUUUGGGCAGGGCUAGUGGGGCAUUGCUCCCUUAUGCCCCAUUGCUGUCUGCCCUGUAUAGCUUCCAGCACGCUAGUGUAAAUGAAAGGAGAGAGAAAGCCACUGAUCGGCCCAAUAACUUCCUCUGUGCUUGACUGAACUUGUGGCAGGAGAUUCGUGAGGUGACAUAAGUUAAUUAUGAUACCAUUCUAUAAUCAGUUAGAAUAGUGUUUCAGGGCCCAUUUAGCAAUACAUAUAUAGUGGACAAAGUUUAUGUAUUAUACACCAAUCUUAAGUGUACUGCUCAAUUGUGAGUAGGUCUUUUGCAGUAUCCUUAUAAACCUUGUAACAAUUCAUGUAAGCUUUAAAUUCAUAUUUGAACUUACUGAUUUUUGGCAAUUUUUGUUAAAUAAUACGAGGUCCUGAAUCAAAACUCCAAUUAUGAGAAAUGGUUACAUGUAACUUUUUACCUGAAAUGCAACAAAUUUCUUUCAUGGUGGUCCAACAUUUGUCUAACCCCUGUGACUGCAAUGACAUCCACUGGAUUUGCUAUAGACAACCGCUGCCAGGACAUGGAUAUCCUAGGGACAUGUCAUAUGGUUCUUGCAGACAUCCUUCGCACAAUUGUUUGGCCUCACUUUUUGUGUCUUGCGGAUAUUCCUUGCAUGUCCGUGAGGAACAUCACGGGGACAUGCUGUGUACAUUCUACAGGCAUGUCGGGGCCUUUUGCACAGCGUUUGCUAUAAGUGUCCUCAGCACACACUGUGUGACAGAUGUGAUGGGCAGAGCACCCAUGCAUCAAGAACAGAUACAUUGCAUGCAUGCUUUAUGCACACAUGCAUACAUAUGGAAGUGCAUUAUACUCCUCAUUCUGCUAGGCCUCUCACCAAGCACAAGUGGCUUACUAAACUGACUGAAGUGUUCAAGGUUUAUUGCGUCAGAAAAUUCUCAAAGCGUGAAGUACACACAUACAUGA